Molecule: messenger RNA, 1226 nt
Organism: Leptinotarsa decemlineata (Colorado potato beetle)
Lineage: Eukaryota; Metazoa; Arthropoda; Insecta; Coleoptera; Chrysomelidae
Gene: wuho
Product: tRNA (guanine-N(7)-)-methyltransferase non-catalytic subunit wuho
Biological process (GO): tRNA modification; RNA (guanine-N7)-methylation
Cellular component (GO): nucleus; cytosol; tRNA methyltransferase complex
Molecular function (GO): protein binding
Source: RefSeq, a predicted model, not a curated record
AUUCGGACCAUCACUUUUUGGUAAUUUUUCGGAGGUUAUGUUUUGAUUGUGGAUUGUAGUUAUAUUUGUUGUAUAUAUCUAGCGAAAUGGUUAUAUUAAGGAAGGUAGAAAAUGAGUUUUUUAUAUCAAAAAUGGAUAAUAUUAUUCACUGUGAUUUGGAGAAAUGCAUAGAACAAAUUCUUGAAAUUCCUGAACCUAUUUUGCCUGAAAAUUUAACAAAGGGUCAGAUGGAAGUGUUGAAAAAAGAGAUGAGAACUGUUACAUCUUUGGAAUUCUCUAAAUUUAGGGAAUAUAUUGUGGUUUCAACAGAGAAUAAACAAAUUAUUGUUUAUGAUAAACAUUUCAAUAUAGUGAAAAAUAUCAUCAUUCAUCGUGCAGCAAGUAAGGCAUGUUUCACCACAUCGAAUGACAUUCUAGUGGCCGACAAAACUGGGGAUGUAUAUUUAUAUAAAAUUUCGAAUGAAGAUGAUGUACCAAUUCUCUUACUGGGACACUUGAGUGUUAUUUUAGACAUGCAGAUUAGUGAAUGCGGAAAAUACCUCAUUACAUGCGAUAGAGAUGAAAAAAUACGAGUUUCACAUUUUCCAAAUUGUUACAAUAUAGCCAGUUACUGUUUGGGCCAUACAGAAUUCAUAACGAGGCUGGUAAUAGUUGAAAAAUUGUUAAUAUCAGCUUCAGGAGAUGGAACAGUGCGUUUUUGGGACUUUAUCAAAGGAAAACAACUAGGUAUCAUCAAUACCCACAAACACAUAAGCAAUAAAAGUUUACUGGAAGACUUUUGUCUGGAUAUGGAUAAAGAGAAAGUGGAAAUUUCAGCUCUUCCUAUAACCGAUGUUCAAGUAUGCUCUGGUGAUAAACUGUUAAUUGCUGUAUCAGUUCAUAGAUAUAAUGCUAUCCAAUUGUUCAGUACAGACUUGAAUAACUUUGAGUCACAUUUUAUUGCAAAAUUAUGCUUGCAGGAUCCAUUUGUAUUUUGUUUCAGUAAUAAUGAACUCUACAUCUUAGGCAAUAAGCUUAGUUGUUUUCAAAUUAAUGAUAAUUUUGAUAUAGUUGAAAAAAAUAUCCCUUCUUUAGAAAAUAUUUCUGAAAAGUUCCAAAGUUAUUUUAACAAAAAAUUUGAAGAUACUAGUAUAACUGUACUAUACAAAAGAAAAUAUGACAAUGUUCAAGAAUAUUUGUUAAGAAAAAAGCAGCGGCUAGAUGAGAAAUAAAUAAUAUUCAAAAAC